Molecule: messenger RNA, 2800 nt
Organism: Oryzias melastigma (Indian medaka)
Lineage: Eukaryota; Metazoa; Chordata; Actinopteri; Beloniformes; Adrianichthyidae
Gene: pi15a
Product: peptidase inhibitor 15a
Exons: 6
Coding region: 179-952 (257 amino acids)
Cellular component (GO): extracellular region
Source: RefSeq, a predicted model, not a curated record
AAAGCGCAGAAGCCCCCACUCUCCCGCUCACUCGCAGCGCCCCCUCUCUUCUCGAUCCACAGCGCAGAGACUGGAGAGGUGAUACUGCCUUGGCAACUCAGCCUGGAGGCACCGCCACGCCAGACGAGAACCUCCACCCCAAAAACGUCGGGAUAUUCUACCUACAAUUUAAACAAACAUGAAACACCAGUUAUUUGCUUUAGAUUUGAUACUUGUGUGCCUGUCGUGCGGAGCAAGUGCACUGGCCACCAGCGUUCCUGCUGCGCCCCAGUCCUCUCCAGCCGUCAAUAUCACUAAUCUGGGCGCAGCGCGCAUCAAUGGAGCCACGAGUCUCUCCAAAACCAGGAGGAGGCGUUACAUCAGCCAAAACGACAUGCUCGCCAUUCUUGAUUAUCACAAUAAAGUCAGAGGCAAAGUCUUCCCUCCUGCCUCCAACAUGGAGUACAUGGUUUGGGACGAGACGUUAGCCAAGACAGCUGAGGACUGGGCUCAUGCCUGUCUGUGGGAGCACGGGCCGUCUAACCUCCUCAGGUUCUUGGGUCAAAACCUCUCGGUCAGGACAGGACGCUAUCGAUCCAUUCUCCAACUGGUGAAGCCCUGGUACGACGAGGUAAAAGACUACUCCUUUCCAUACCCUCGUGACUGCAACCCUCGAUGUCCGCUCAGGUGCUACGGACCGAUGUGCACUCACUACACACAGAUGGUGUGGGCAACAUCCAACAAAGUGGGCUGUGCGAUUCACACAUGCUACAACAUGAACGUAUGGGGCUCUGUGUGGAAGCGGGCCACAUAUUUAGUCUGCAACUACUCACCCAAGGGUAACUGGAUCGGAGAGGCUCCCUACAAAGUCGGCGUGCCCUGUUCCGCCUGCCCUCCCAGUUAUGGGGGCUCAUGCAGCAAUAACAUGUGCUUCCCAGCCCUCAAGACAAACUACCUGCACUGGUUCAAAUAAACACAGGUUCUCCAACUUAAGCUGACAACCUCUACUACCACAGAGACAUUAUUUUAAUCAAGUAAGGAUUUGCACAACAAUUUUGGACUAUACUUUGUUGUAUAUAUCGGCUUAUUUAAAGAGAAAAACAUACAUUUGAAGGCAUCAUGUAAGUUGAUAAAAUGUAAAUAUUUUGUGUAUUAAUUUGUAGCAUUUUUUUCUUACCAGAUUGCAAAAACUAAGAUUUUUUUUAAUGGAUAUUUAUAUAAAUCUUGUGAAGGUGUGUUCUGCAUGCGGUGCUGCAAACACACUUGUUCUUUUAUUUUUUGACAAUGUGGUAAUUUAGGACAUUACUUUAGGUCUGGUACAGCUCUUCAUACAGGCUCACUUUGGUGCUAUGAGCAUCACACCUUCAUGCUGUGUGCUCUUACUUUGAAAGAAUGUCGGGAUCAAAGAGGAUCAAAAAGAUCAAAGCUUUUGACCUCAAAGGAAAACACACACUGACACUGUCAACGGCGUCGUUGCUUUUGUGCGAGUUCCAAGCUUCAUACUUUAAGCUGAACUUGAAUGAAAGACAAGUUUUGUCUGAUUUACUGAAACUGUCACAGCUGCUAGACAGGAAAAGAAGAGGCAAUCUUCUUGUCUGAAGCAAAUUAAAGAAAAGAAGAAAAAAAAACACUUCACAUUUAAGUGAAAACACCAGAUAAGAGCGAGAAAAAAGGAGUUUCAACCUGGUGUCAAUCACUGCUGCUACAGUUACCCCGGUUACGAACACAGAUUCAUCUGCUGCGCCAAACUUCAGGUUCACAGCUGAAGCACAGCUGCUGAAGUUGUAUUUAUUCAAAUGUCUCUCUUUAAGAACCUCUGUUUUUAUUGCACAAUACCCAUCUUCAGAACUCUUGUGGUGCUAGAAUGCAGCAAAAGCCUUCAUUUGCAAUGGCACAGUUUUAACAGGAAAUUAGUUUCACUGCCUGUCUAUAGGAGGCAGGAAUUUGUUUCUGCUCAAUAUCGUAACUGCUUAUUCAAUUAAAACAAUUUUGCUAGAUAAGAGCCAAACUGCUUCCCAGGAAGAGCCAGGACAUUAGGCUUUAUCAUAUCCAAGAACCUCCAACUGUUACCUCUGGACACUAAAGCCAACGCUAUGCCUGCCAUUGUAAAGGAUUUUGCACAAUUUUUGCUAAUAAAAAGCCAGAAUAGACCACCAUUAACUUGCAGUUUCACUAAACGUGUGUAUAAUAAACAUUUUGACCAAAUUCUGAAACUAGUCAGUCAUUGAAGUUACAAAAAGUCUAUCAAAAAAGGUCAAAAUAAUCAUAACAAAUCCUGCUUUUUAACAAUAACAUCUUGAACUUUUUGUUAUAAUCUGCACUAGAUUGUGUGUAAUACAGAAAAUACAUUUUUGGGGCAUUUCAUGUAAUUAUGCUUCACAGCAGUACCUAUAUCUGUUUUAAAAUCACGAGGACAGUAAAUAUGCAAGUGAAUUGUUACAUAUUUUUAUAUAGCUUUUAUUUUUGGUGAUAAUUUUUAUUAGUUCUUGGAAUAAGGCACUUAAGUGCACCUUAAUUGUUUGUAAAUUUCUAAAAUAUAUUUUGUUGUGUCUUCUUUUGUAUAUGUAGAUAUCAAUACCUUGAUUAUGUCAAAGUACGUACAAUGUAAAUUAUUCUGUUUUUAUAUAUAUUUAAAUCAUAUUCCUUUUGUAGCAAGAAUGCAGCAUAUUAAGACAUAUUCAACAUAUUCAAGAGAAUAAAAAUGCAAAAAUAAGAAAGUAACGUUUUUCAGCACUGAUGGUAUUUAAAUCAACUACGAUGUAUUUAUGUCAUGAAUUGUGUUUUGUCUUUGUCUUUGUAAUAAAAUGUUCUUUGAUUGCUA